Molecule: messenger RNA, 1390 nt
Organism: Camelus dromedarius (Arabian camel)
Lineage: Eukaryota; Metazoa; Chordata; Mammalia; Artiodactyla; Camelidae
Gene: PCGF1
Product: polycomb group ring finger 1
Exons: 9
Coding region: 442-1290 (282 amino acids)
Biological process (GO): negative regulation of transcription by RNA polymerase II
Cellular component (GO): PRC1 complex
Molecular function (GO): promoter-specific chromatin binding
Source: RefSeq, a predicted model, not a curated record
CCGUAACGCGGACGCGUCAGCCGAGGAGGGCUGCACUAGAAGUAGAAGGCCCGGAGGGGCUUCUUUAGCGGGGAUGUCGUCACAGGAGAUCGACGACCGUGAGCGGUGGCGGGCGAAGACCGCCGGGCCUGUCGGGGUAGAAGGUGGGGGUCUUUUGCAGGCUCCAAAAGUUAGUCCCGAGGUCGUGUAGGGUCUAUUAUGAUGAUUACUACAACAGGUCAAUGAGAUAGGACCCCUUCCUACGCGCCCCCUACUCCCUAAUUACAGAUUGAGGAGGGGGAGGGGCCAGUGAGGCUCAGGUGAGCGCACGGGGAGAAAGGGACGUGGGCGGGGCAUUACAGAGGGUCAGCGAAUCCGAAAAGACUUAAGCCUUCGUUGCGAAGCGACAAGUCCCGCCCCGCAGGCGGCACCGGAAGUGGCAGGCCAGGAUCAGCCUUUAAGAUGGCGUCUCCUCAGGGGGGCCAGAUUGCGAUCGCGAUGAGGCUUCGGAACCAGCUCCAGUCAGUGUACAAGAUGGACCCGCUACGAAACGAGGAGGAGGUCCGAGUAAAGAUAAAAGACUUAAAUGAGCACAUCGUCUGCUGCUUGUGCGCAGGCUACUUCGUGGACGCCACCACCAUCACAGAGUGUCUUCAUACGUUCUGCAAGAGCUGUAUUGUGAAGUACCUCCAAACCAGCAAGUACUGCCCCAUGUGCAACAUCAAGAUCCACGAGACACAGCCACUGCUCAACCUCAAGCUGGACCGGGUCAUGCAGGACAUCGUGUACAAGCUAGUGCCUGGUUUGCAAGACAGUGAAGAGAAACGGAUCCGAGAAUUCUACCAGUCCCGAGGCUUGGACCGAGUCACCCAACCCAGCGGGGAAGAGCCAGCCCUGAGCAACCUCGGCCUCCCCUUCAGCAGCUUCGACCACUCCAAAGCCCACUACUAUCGCUAUGAUGAGCAGCUGAGCCUAUGUCUGGAGCGGCUGAGUUCUGGCAAAGACAAGAGUAAAAGCAUCCUGCAGAACAAAUAUGUCCGAUGUUCUGUUAGAGCUGAGGUUCGCCAUCUCCGGAGGGUCUUAUGUCACCGCUUGAUGCUGAAUCCCCAGCAUGUGCAGCUCCUUUUUGACAAUGAAGUUCUCCCUGAUCACAUGACCAUGAAGCAGAUAUGGCUCUCCCGCUGGUUCGGCAAGAAAUCCUCUGGAGUUUCAUCAAGAAGGAGGGCCUCUCUUUGUCGGUGGUCCCUCAGUGAAUUGCCAAAGGAGAGUGGUAGAGGACCCUACGUAUGUAAAACUCAGAAGGUGAGCUAAGUUAAACCAGGUCAUGCAAAUCAGCUUCUUUUUGGUGAAGGGAAGGGGAGCACUCACUGUCCUUGAAUGUUGCCACAUAUGAUGCAGGCCUGAGUGGAGG